AUGAACGCCUUUAUCUUCGUAACCGCCUCGGUGAUUGCCACCGCCAUGGCUGGCGGUGUUGGCGGCGGUCUCGGUGGUGGCCUCGGCGGUGGGCUUGGCGGAGGAGGUGGUCUUGGCGGUGGCCUCGGCCUUGGUGGAGGCGGACUCGGAGGCGGAGGCCUCGGCGGCGGUGUUGGUGUCGGAGCACCCGUGGCAACCCCUGUCGCCACAGUGUCCUUCUUGAGGCAGCCGGUCGUACACCUCAAGUACGUUACUAAGCCAGUGGUAAGCUACGUGAAGCAGCCAGUGGCAACUGUCCACCACGCAAUCAGGCCUGUCGUCCACGUCACGCACGCCGUGGCAGCACCCGCUAUUGCGGCCACCGGCGCAGUGGCGGCUGCGCCAGUCGUGGUCGGUGGCGGAGGCCUCGGAGGCCUUGGAGGCCUCGGCCUCGGUGGAGGCGGACUCGGUGGACUCGGCGGAGUUGGACUUGGCGGUGGCCUCCUGGGCCUCGGAGGUGGACUCGGCGGACUUGGAGGUGGGAAGCAAGAGAUGGUUUGGUUGUUAGGGGUGAAUUUGUUGUGCUUGCAAACGGGCUGCAAUGUCGUGGUCGAUAUUCUCAUUCCAGACUCAGUUCGUACAGAUCCAUACUCAACGUUUUACCACUAG
Molecule: messenger RNA, 648 nt
Organism: Ixodes scapularis (black-legged tick)
Lineage: Eukaryota; Metazoa; Arthropoda; Arachnida; Ixodida; Ixodidae
Product: glycine-rich protein 23-like
Exons: 5
Coding region: 1-648 (215 amino acids)
Source: RefSeq, a predicted model, not a curated record